This is a messenger RNA of Neoarthrinium moseri, 1092 nucleotides long. RefSeq lists its product as uncharacterized. NCBI's taxonomy places the organism in Eukaryota, Fungi, Ascomycota, Sordariomycetes, Amphisphaeriales, Apiosporaceae. The record is from RefSeq and is a predicted model, not a curated record. Gene Ontology annotation, molecular function: oxidoreductase activity, acting on NAD(P)H. The transcript is spliced from 3 exons. Bases 1 to 1092 code for a protein of 363 amino acids.
AUGGCAGACAUCAAGAAUAACGAAGCAGCAUGGAUCGUGGGCGAGAAGGUCCAUCCCCUCGAAGUGCGGCCUGGCCCAGACCAGACCAAACCUGAGAGCAACGAAGUGAUCAUUCAAGUCGCGGCUCUCGCUAUCAACCCAACAGACCCUUACAUCCAGGAUGCCCCCUAUCUGCCCCUGAAUUACCCCCAUGUACUUGGCACAGAUGUCGCAGGGACGGUAGCCAGCGUUGGCUCGCAAGUCACGCGCUUCAAGCCUGGCGACAGGGUCAUAGGGCACACCGUCGGACUAGCCCACGGCGGCGCCCGGCACGGCGGCUUCCAGAAGUUCGCGGCGUGUCUCGAGGUCGGCGUGGCCAAGAUCCCAGACUCUUUGUCCUUCGAGAAAGCUGCGGUCCUGCCGCUCAGUAUUUCCACCAGCGCCACCGGCCUCUACGAGGUCCUGAAGCUGCGCCUGCCCAGCGUCGAGGCCCCCAAGGCCGACCCCUCGGGCAAGGAGACGGUCCUCAUCUGGGGCGGCGCCUCCUCCAUGGGCAGCACGGCCAUCCAAUUCGCCGUGGCUGCGGGCUACCGCGUGGUCACGACGGCCAGCGCCAAGAACUUUGAGUAUGUGAAGUCCCUGAACGCCUUCACCAAGGAUAACGUGGUCGUGUUCGACUACAAGGACCCGGACGUGGUCAGCAAGAUCAUCGCGCACGUCAAGGAGUCCGGCGCCAAGUUCGUCGGCGGCUACGACUGCAUCAGCGUCGACCCGUCCGCCACGAAGGCCUGCGUGGACGUAGUGCACGGCCUUGGGGGUGGCCCCUUGCCUGUGGUGCGGCCGGCCAGCCUCACACCGAAGUGGAGCGCGCUUCCCGAGGGGUCACCCGAGGAUGUUCAGGGCGCGGUCGUCUGGGGCGUCAACCCCGUGCUGGUGCCUGAUCACGCAGGAGCACCUGUCUGGGUCGACUACAUCCAAGAGGCCCUGCAGAAUGGGACAUUUGAGGCGAAGCCGGAGCCGUUGGUUGUCGGCAAGAGUCUCGGCGACGUCCAGGCUGCCAUGGAUCUGUACAAGAAGGGGGUCAGUGCCCAAAAGAUUGUUGUGACCCUCUGA